AUGACAUCGAUUCCGCUGCUCAACGUCGACGCUUCGGCGGCUAGUUCGCCGCGCAAGCCCGAGUCGACGCUACGCUGCAACGACAAAUACGUCAUUGUCUACGAUUUUUCCGACAUUGACUAUGACGUCGCCAUCGAAGAGUUUCGCGAGCUUCUCCAGGACCUCGAGGAGGCUGGCCUGCACACCGAGGUACGCCCCGGCUACGACCGCUCGAUUCUUGUCUUUGUCAAGGCCCCGCGACAGCUGCUCGGAAACUGGGUAUACAAAGAGAGAGUCAAAGACUGGCUCUACUCCGUCACGCAGGUCCACCCCGGCGGCGACAAGGACUCCGUCGUCGCCGGCCGCUUCGAAGCCGAAGAGCUGCUCACCAUGUACCACCUCGUCCAAUGGCCCAAAUCCCGGGGCGGCGCCGGCGUCUACCCCGGCCUCGGCAAGUGGUCCCGCGUCACGUCCUGCUUCCCCCUCCACGACGAGGCCGCCAACAAGGCGCUGCUGCGCCACCUGAGCAGCCGUCUCUGGCUCACCACGGCCGACUUUGACCGCGUGCGCGACCUCUUUGGCUCCAAAGUUGCCUUUUACUUUGCCUUUAUCCAGCACUACCUUGCCUUCCUCACAUUCCCGGCCGUGACAGGCGUCAUGGCAUGGCUAUGGUUACCCAAGUACUCGCUCGCGUACGCAGUCGUCACGAGCGUCUGGUGCACCGUCUUUUUGGAGUACUGGAAGCUGCAAGAGGUCGACUUGAGCAUCCGGUGGGAUGUCCGCGGCAUACGCAAGACAAAGGUCAACAGGCCCGAGUUCAAGUUUGAGAAGGUCAUUGUGGAUGAUAACGGCCAGGAGAUUCACUACUUUCCCAAGUGGAAGCAGAUUACGCGGCAGCUGCUGCAGGUACCGUUUAUCGCGGUCGCAACGGUGGCGCUCGGAGCCAUCAUCUGCGCCGUUUUUGCUGUCGAGGUCCUCAUUUCCGAGACAUAUACUGGCCCUCAUCAGUUCUACCUGGAAUACUUACCAACCAUAAUUCUCGCCGUCGCGAUUCCCUACAUCAAUUCGUCUCUCGAGGGCGUCGCCCAGGCCCUCACCGCGUUUGAGAACCACCGCACAGCCGACGCGCACGAAAUCGCCUACACGCAGAAACUCUUCAUCCUCAGCAUCAUCACCAACUAUCUCCCUAUCCUCCUCACCGCGUUCGUCUACAUUCCCUUUGGCGACGCCAUAAUCCCCCAUCUCAAGCGCGCCGUCCUCGCCGUGCUGCCCAGCCUCGCGCACACAUUUGCCACGCACUCGUUCCAAGCUGACGCGGACAAGCUGCGCAACGAAGUCAUUGCGCUGACGCUGACCGGCCAACUCAGCAGCUUCUUUGAGGAAAACGUGCUGCCGUACCUCAAGCACAAGGUGACUGAGUGGCACCGCGUUUACCGGCGGGCGUACCCCAAGCACGCGAUGCUGCUGACCAUGGUUGAUGACGACGAGGACGAGGCCGCAUUUCUGGGCCGCUGCCGGACGCAGUCGUCGCUGGACACGUACAAUGUGCACGACGACAUGGCCGAACUCGUGCUGCAGUUUGGCUAUCUCGCCCUCUUCUCGCCCGUCUGGCCGCUGAUCCCACUUGGGUUUCUAGUGAAUAACUGGAUCGAGCUGCGGUCCGACUUUGCCAAGAUCUGCCUCGAGCACCAGCGUCCGCACCCCGUGCGCGCCGACGGCGUCGGGCCCUGGAUUCUGUCCCUGGACAUGCUCACCUGGAUCGGCAGCAUCUCGACGGGCGCAAUUGUGCACAUUUUUGGCGGCAGCGAUGGCAUCAACACAAACUGGACGACACUACCAAUCACCAUAUUCAUCAGCGAACAUAUCCUGCUGCUGCUGCGCGCCGUCACGCGCUGGGUGUUUGAAAAGUGCGGCUCGGAGCAGAUUCGGCGGGAGCGCGCCGCCCAGUACGCGCGUCGGCUGGCGUACCUCGAGGAGAUUGAGGCGAACAAGCGCGCGGGCGUGCAUCUCAGCGUUGCGGAGCGUGAGCGCCGCAAGUCGGUCCUCGUGACGGGGGACGAGCGGUUCUGGACGAAGCAGGUCGAGGACGGCGCGAGCGCGGACAUGGGCAUCAAGCUCAUGUCGCUGGCAAGAGAGUGGGAGCAGAGUCGAGGCAUGAAGCCCAAGAGUAGCUGA
Molecule: messenger RNA, 2154 nt
Organism: Cordyceps militaris CM01
Lineage: Eukaryota; Fungi; Ascomycota; Sordariomycetes; Hypocreales; Cordycipitaceae
Exons: 4
Coding region: 1-2154 (717 amino acids)
Biological process (GO): chloride transmembrane transport
Cellular component (GO): cortical endoplasmic reticulum
Molecular function (GO): chloride channel activity
Source: RefSeq, a predicted model, not a curated record